Diorhabda carinulata is the source of this 1598-nucleotide messenger RNA. Its product is annotated as lysosomal Pro-X carboxypeptidase-like. NCBI's taxonomy places the organism in Eukaryota, Metazoa, Arthropoda, Insecta, Coleoptera, Chrysomelidae. Gene Ontology annotation, biological process: proteolysis. The transcript has 5 exons. The record is from RefSeq and is a predicted model, not a curated record. The coding region runs from base 120 to 1565 and encodes 481 amino acids. Gene Ontology annotation, molecular function: serine-type exopeptidase activity; dipeptidyl-peptidase activity.
UGCUGUUAUAUAUAGCCUAGACUCAAGUAUAAUCUAACUAUACUAUAAUUUUUUUAUCAUAAAGGUCAAAGUUUAGAUGAAAUUAAUAACAAUUAUCAUUGCUCUUUCUUAUUUCAACAAUGAAUUGCCAAGUGGUAUGGAUAGUUAGUGUUUUUAUUAUUGUACCCAGCGAAGGGAAGUAUUUAUUUAAAACUAACUAUAUUGAUGUACCUCUGGAUCAUUUCAGCUACACUUCAAAUGCGAUAUUCAAGUUAAGAUAUUUGAUUAAUGAUACGUAUCUUAAAAUAGGAGGCCCAAUAUUCUUUUAUACGGGAAAUGAGGGAGAUAUCACCAAUUUUGCACAAAACACAGGAUUUAUGUUUGACAUUGCACCGCAAUUCAAUGCACUAUUGGUAUUUGCAGAGCACAGGUACUACGGACAAUCUCUACCGUUUGGGAAUGAAUCUUAUUCAACGCUUGAAAAUUUAGGAUAUUUAUCAUCACAACAAGCACUGGCAGAUUACGUUUAUUUAAUAGAACAGUUGCAGAAUGACUAUAUUAAUUCAAAAAGUUUUAAACCGCUUCCUGUAAUCGCAUUUGGUGGCUCUUAUGGCGGUAUGCUGGCAGCUUGGAUCAGGAUGAGAUAUCCAAGUUCUGUGUUAGGAUCAAUUGCCAGCUCAGCACCUAUUUGGCAGUUUAAUGGACUGACACCGUGUGAAAAUUUCAAUAGAAUUACUACUACAGUUUACACCAGUUAUGGUACUGAUAAAUGUACCAAUACUAUCAAAAAAGUUUGGGCCACUGUAAGAAACUUUGCAGCAACUCCAGCUGGUAAAACAAAUAUAUCGUCUUUAUGGAAAUUAUGUACACCAAUAUCUUCAGACAAGUCUGUUGAAAGCCUGAUUGAAUGGGUGGCUGAAAUUUUAGUGAAUAUGGCCAUGGCUAACUAUCCAUAUGCAAAUAAUUUUUUGACUGAUUUGCCUGCCUAUCCAAUUUUGGAAUUUUGCAGAAAGUUGAACAAUCAAACAUGGAAGGACGAUGUUGGAUAUCUUACAGCUAUUGGGGAAUCAUUACAGAUUUAUACAAAUUAUACAGGAAAAACAAAAUGUAACAGUAUUAAUAAAACGUCUACGAAUUUAGGUGAAAAUGGAUGGUUCUUCCAGAGCUGCACUGAUAUGAUAAUGCCAAUGUGCUCUACAGAUCUAGACAUGUUUGAGAACGAAUCUUGGGAUUUUCAAAAAUAUUCAGAUGAUUGUUAUAAGCAAUUCAAAAUUAGACCGAGAGACCCAAACGUGCCAAUACGUGAAUAUGGUGGAAAGGAAAUUGAAGCUGCUUCUAACAUAAUAUUUAGCAAUGGACUUUUAGACCCAUGGUCAAGUGGAGGUGUUCUAAGAAAUAUUAAUGAUGAUGUUAGGGCAGUUUUCAUACCCGAUGGAGCUCAUCAUUAUGAUCUGAGGGGAAAAAACGAUAAUGACACAGGGGACGUGAAAGACGUAAGAAGAUAUCAUAUUCAUAAAAUUGAGGAAUGGAUUCAGAAAUAUUAUAAUAGACCUCAUGUUGAUAUUGUAAGAAGAAACCAUAAUUAGAUGUAAUAAAAUAAUAUUAUCAGUUUGAUAGCA